GAACAAUCAGGAGAUUUGUUUUUGUUAUAGUGUACAAAAAAUAGCUACAAAAGUAAUUAUCCAACUAUUAAUAAUAAAUACACACUUUACACCAUAUAAUUUUUUUUUUUAUAAUCGAUAUUUAUCAUGCAAAUUGUUGGGGUGAAGAAAAGGAAAUAUCGUACCUGCGAAUCCCGAGUUUAAUUCUCGGUUGGUUUCUCAAAAUUUCCAUACAAAUUUCUCGCUAUAAGUGAAACAACACAUGUCUCAUUUUUCUGUGUGAAAAUUACUACUUUUCUCAGGUUAAUAGCAAGUAGGAGAAAAUGGGUAGGCUUUUUGUGUUAACUCUUGAAGGAAGCAUCUACAAAUGCAAGUACUGUCAAACUCAUCUAGCAUUGGCUGAUCACAUUAUUUCUAAGUCAUUUCACUGCAGUCAUGGGAAGGCUUACCUCUUUGAUAAGGUAGUGAAUGUCACAGUUGGAGCAAAAGAAGACCGGAUGAUGAUGACCGGAAUGCAUACUGUUGUUGACACAUUCUGUGUGGGGUGUGGGUCAAUUGUGGGCUGGAAAUAUGAAGCCGCACAUGACAAGACCCAAAAGUACAAGGAAGGGAAAUUCAUUCUUGAGAGGUUUAAGGUCGCGGGUCCAGAUGGAAGCCUCUAUACAGUAAGCCUCGAUGAUCAACUUGGAAGUGAUGCAGAUGAACCUUGACUAGAUAAUAGCCAUCUUGAAUUUUGCCCUCGUUGACUUUGCUUUGACAGAAGUGAAAUAUUCUGCAGUAGGUUGGUUUAAGCAAUCAGAUAGUUUCAGUAUUUUGGCUGAAGGUUUUGUUUGAUCUUGAUCACAUUGCCAACCACAUUUAGGUACAGAAAUAGAAGGUACUUAUCGGUAUUAAACAUCUUGCAGUAAGUAAUUCUUUUCAAAAGAAUUCCAGUGCUCAAUUGCUGGAGGCGUUAUGCCAAGUACAUUGAGUAACCUCGUUGUUUCAACUCUCUAGGAUAAGAUGAAGUUCAGGCUUCCCCAAUUAA
This is a messenger RNA of Capsicum annuum, 1006 nucleotides long. RefSeq names its product protein yippee-like. Gene Ontology annotation, cellular component: ubiquitin ligase complex. The transcript is spliced from 6 exons. The record is from RefSeq and is a predicted model, not a curated record. Lineage: Eukaryota; Viridiplantae; Streptophyta; Magnoliopsida; Solanales; Solanaceae. The coding region runs from base 303 to 689 and encodes 128 amino acids.